AUGCCUCCUCGCCGCACAGCCUCAUCGAAACCGAGCAAGGCGGUGCCGACUAAAUCCAAGGGAAAGCCUGCGUGGUCGAUUGCAUUCGAGAAACCCGAACGACCUCUCAUCGCAGCGCUUCCACCAGCGCGUGCCCACUCGCCCUCAUAUCACUUUCCGCUUCUCAUCGAUAAUCAAAGCCAAUAUGAUGCACUCCUUGAUUGGUUCAAGACUGUGGAGGACUCAAGGACCAUGCCUUGGCGAAAGGCAUGGAUUGACCGAACGCAAACCUCCACAUCAGGAGACACCGAUCAGACCAUAAACAAAAGAGCUUACGAGGUGUGGGUCAGCGAAGUUAUGCUACAGCAGACUAGAGUGUCUACAGUCAUUCCGUAUUUCAACAAUUGGAUUUCAAAAUGGCCGACAGUACAGGAUCUUGCAAAAGCAGAACAUGAAGAUGUCCUGGCCGCCUGGAGGGGAUUGGGCUAUUACUCAAGAGCGACGCGACUGCACGAAGGGGCAAGAGCCGUCAUGGCGAAACCAUCGCAGUCAAUGCCUGACGACGUGUCUGGGCUACUAGGACUACCUGGUAUCGGCCAUUAUACUGCUGGCGCUAUAGCGAGCAUUGCAUUCGGGAGAGCAGAACCUGUUCUGGACGGCAAUGUAGCCAGAGUGCUAAGUCGACAGCUAGGACUGUACCUCGAUGCCAAAGACAAAAGGGCUACCGAUGUGCUUUGGAAGAUCGCGGAUCAGCUGAUCAAAGAAGUGUGCAAAUAUCCGGAAGUCAAAUUCAGUGCUGUGCCUGGACAUUGGAAUCAAGCAAUGAUGGAACUCGGCUCGACAAUCUGCACGCCGCGACCAAAGUGCGAAGAAUGUCCGAUCCAGGAGACAUGCCGAGCCUACGGUGAAGGGGUCGCGCUCUCGAAUGAUCGUCAGUCAACGACCGAGGUCCUGGAUAUCGAAGACGCUUGCACACUUUGUGAACAGCUUGGAAUCGGGGACCUGACAACAAUACCGGAAGAGGAUCCUUCCGAUGAGGAUGAGAAGCCUGCAAAGAAGAGAAAGGCGCCUACCAGACAGACUAACACGCUAUCAAACUACUUCGCAAUUAGUACACCUAGUGCGAGCUCCAACGUCGACACCGAAGAUGAGGAUGCUUCAGCUGGAUCCAAGAAGCGAAAGGUGCCUGGGGUUUCCAAACGGUCGAGAUCGGUGAAUAGCUACUGCUCACUCUUUCCGAAAAAGGUAGCGAAGAAGAAAGCGAAAGAAGAGGAAUGCGCAGUCUGUCUGGUGGAGUUCUAUUCGUCGGAUGGCGAGAGCAAGUGGCUUAUCGAGCAGAGACCAGCGACCGGUCUUCUAGCGUCACUCUGGCAGUUCCCACAGGCCACACUGUCGGCUGCAGACAUGACAGCUGCAUCUCGCAAAGCCUCGGCGCAGAAGUACCUCUCGAGCCUAAGUGUCAGCGGCGUGGACAUGACCAAAGCGCGCCAUAUCGCGAGCUUCGACCCAUUGGUUCACGUUUUCACCCAUCUGAGGCUCACCAUGCACGCCUAUCGUUACCGAAUUGCUGAUAAGGCAGAAGCUGACAGCCUCACAUGCACUGGCGCACCCGCCCGCAAAUGGGUCACCGCCAGCUCCAUGGAUAAUGAAACACUGUCGACUGGCAUGCGAAAGUGCUGGGAACUCAUCGCAAAGAAGGACUGA
Molecule: messenger RNA, 1683 nt
Organism: Didymella exigua CBS 183.55
Lineage: Eukaryota; Fungi; Ascomycota; Dothideomycetes; Pleosporales; Didymellaceae
Product: DNA glycosylase
Exons: 2
Coding region: 1-1683 (560 amino acids)
Biological process (GO): mismatch repair; base-excision repair
Cellular component (GO): nucleus
Molecular function (GO): purine-specific mismatch base pair DNA N-glycosylase activity; 4 iron, 4 sulfur cluster binding; 8-oxo-7,8-dihydroguanine DNA N-glycosylase activity
Source: RefSeq, a predicted model, not a curated record